This is a messenger RNA of Amphiprion ocellaris (clown anemonefish), 8397 nucleotides long. Its product is annotated as tenascin-X. NCBI's taxonomy places the organism in Eukaryota, Metazoa, Chordata, Actinopteri, Pomacentridae. Bases 374 to 6736 code for a protein of 2120 amino acids. Gene Ontology annotation, molecular function: protein binding. The transcript has 20 exons. The record is from RefSeq and is a predicted model, not a curated record.
UCCUCCUCCUCCUCCUCCUCGUUCUUUCUUUCCUUCCUCCUCUGGCUCUGUCCAUCCUCUCCUUCAGCUGGUCAGUCAAUGAGAGCCUCACAGAGCUGGACACAAGCAGCACAGACCAGAAACUCGCCACAACUCAGACAAACUCAUCUCCAAGCAGGGGGGAAAUCCCUGGAAUAGAAAGGCGAAAGGAAAAACGUCAUCACCUCUGUGGUGGCAACAGCGUCCUUCGACCUGCAGGGCUGCCGAUGCUGUCGACUUUAGAAACAGCCUGAAAAUCUUGGAAACAAUCAGCUCACUUCUCUUGAACAGUCCUGCUGCUUUCCCUUGUUCUGCUAAACAACUGGGGAGGACUUUUUCUGGUCUGACCCUAGAGAUGCCUCCCUUCAUCCCCUCCCUGGUCCUCAUCCUCCUCCUGGCUGGUCCGGUCCUCCUGAAUCCAUCAACCUCCACAGAGUUAGAGGUCAGAGGGCAAAGGACGCCAAGGGACACCAAGCAGGACUCCAUCAAGGUGGUGAUUUCAGAGGCCUGCGCUACUCAAGGGGAUUCAUCUGACACCAGUCAAGGAGAUAAAGAAAUCGACCUGGCUCCAGGUUCUCCUCUGGUCCUGACCCAUAAGAUCAAGCUGGUUCCUUCGGGUUCAGGUUCAGGGUCUUGUGGCUGUGAUGCCGAAUUCGCUGCCCUGCGGGAGCGACUGGAGAGACUGGAGAGGGAGGUGUCGGUCCUUCGGGAGAAAUGUGAAGGCCAUGAAGGAAACUGCUGCACCUCGAAGGAGAGCAAAGGUGGUGGUUGCUCCAUUAAACCAGAGACUGAGUGUCCCAACGAGUGCAGCGAUCAGGGUCGCUGUGUGGACGGAAAGUGCAUCUGCUUCCCCGGUUACAGCGGGCCAGACUGCAGCAAGUCAGAUUGUCCUGGAAACUGCAACAACAACGGGAGGUGUGUUGACGGACAGUGUGUGUGCGAUCCUGGUUUCACCGGUCCCGACUGCUCCCAGAGCACCUGCCCCAACAACUGCAAGAACCGAGGCAGGUGUGUGAAUGGCAAGUGCGUGUGUGACAGCAACUUCUCAGGUCCCAGCUGUUCAGACGAAUCCUGCCCAGGAAACUGCAACAACAGGGGGCGCUGUGUUAACGGACAGUGUGUGUGCAACCCUGGGUUCACCGGGCCAGACUGCUCUCAGAGGGUUUGCCCUAAUGAUUGCAAUGACCAUGGGAGGUGUGUUAACGGUAAAUGUAUUUGUGACAGCGGCUUCACCGGCAAUGACUGUUCUGAAAGUUCCUGCCCCGGGAACUGCAACAACAGGGGCCGCUGCAUCAACGGACAGUGUGUUUGCGAUGAUGGAUUUACUGGCGAUGACUGCUCUGAUAACUCCUGCCCCGGAAACUGCCACAACAGGGGGCGCUGUGUCAAUGGACAGUGUGUUUGCGACGACGGAUUUGCUGGUGAUGACUGCUCUGAGAAAGUAUGUCCCAACAACUGCAGCAAACAUGGGAAGUGUGUGAACGGGAAGUGUGUUUGUGAUGCUGGCUUCACCGGGCUGGACUGCGCCACCAAAGGUUGUCCCAGUAACUGCAGCAACAAAGGACGGUGCGUCAGAGGAAGCUGUGUAUGUCGGCGAGGAUUCACCGGACCAGACUGCAGCCAGUGUCUGGAAGGCAGGACUGGACCUAACUGUGAUACUGUCAUAGCUGGUGUUUCUCAGCUGAGCACUCAGGAGAUCACGGAGACGUCCGUCACUCUGGUUUGGACUCCACCUCCCGUCCAGUACGAGACCUACCACCUCACUUUCACUAGCCAGAAGGAGAGUGACCAGCAGAUAACUGUGCAGGUAGAGGGCAGCCUGACCACCUUCACCCAGACAGGCCUGGCAGCCGGUCAGGAGUACAGCGUCAGCAUCGUCGGAGAGAUCGACAGCAGGAGGGGAGCUGAGAUCUCCACCGAGUUUGUGACCCUCAUCUCAGGUCCCACCAACCUCCAAGUUGUCAAGACGACUUCCACAUCUGCGGUGGUCCAAUGGGAGCAGUCGCAGGGUGAGAUUGACAGGUACCUUUUGACCGUCACACCCAACGACGGAGCGGGGAGGAGUCAAGAAAUGACCAUUCCCUCUGGUCAAAACUCCGCCCAUAUCCAGCAGCUUGAGGCAGGACGUUUGUAUGACGUCAUACUUGUGGCACAGAAAGGCUCGAGCCAGAGUGAACCAGCAACCACCCAGGCAGUUCCUGGUCAGUGGGUCCCAAGGCCUACUACAGCAGCUUUGACCAUGCAGGGCACACAAGAUGUUGGUGGCAUCAAACAGGAGCUGAACCCCUCAUCUGGGGGGGAAGUGUUUGACCAACAAGGGAGAAAGCAGGCAAAUUCUAAAUCUGACUCUGCAAAAGUCAGAGAUUUCGAUCGCCCUGACUCCUCCACUGUGAUUGCCAGAACCAAACCUCUAGUCAGCAAAAUGAUGACGAUAAAUGGCACCAGAUCCAAAUUCGAGGGAAGGCCCACCUUGUCCAGGAAGUCAAAGGUCCCAGGCUCUGUGCGUUUCAAUACAACCAGAGUUGUGCCUGGAGGGAAGAAGAUCUUGCCCGGCCCUUUGAAAAAAGCCCCAGUAGUGGCAAAAAAGAAGGAGCCGAUAGUACACAAAAAGCCUGAACCAGGUGUCUCCACCACUGAAGACUCUGUGAUUGUGGAAGCAUCGAGCUCCGUGAGGAGGGAUGAUAAGAAUCCAACUAUGACUCCUGGGACUGGUUCAGAAACAAACAGCUCAGAGAAACCAACUCCUGCUGUUGGCUCCAAAGAGCAACCAGAUGUUGGAAUGGCAAGCCAUGGAAAUGAUGCUGAUCUGGCAUCUCCAGAGCCAACUGGGACUAUUCAGGGCCAAGAGAAGAAAUGUAUGAACAAAAUUAAAGUGACACAUAUCAGAUUACCCCUAAAGGACAGAGGCAAUGGAUGUAUAGGGCAGGGGAAAGGGCUUGCAGGAAACACAUUAAGCUCAAAUCCAGGUUCCCCCAUUACAAGUGAUACUCCCCCUACUGGAGAGACAGACCUUGACCAUUCACCAGAUCCCUUAAAUACACUCCUGGCAGACACUUUUAAGGGUUUGAAUAUCACAACAUUUUCUGUUCACCUGGCCAGACCAUCAGAUGCUUCAGUCGAUGCAGAAAAAGUGAGGACGCAAAUUUUAAGGGGAUUAAAACCACUGUCAUCAUUCUCCCCCUCAUCCUUAUUAACCUCAAAAUCAUCGUCGCACUCAUCAGCUGUGCCAUCAUUGUCAUCAUCUUUAACGCCACUUGUAUCUUCUGCAUCAACAGCAGCACCAUCAUCCUCACUUAGACAUUUAUUUGCAUCAUCGCUGUCGCCCUCACCCCCAUCAUCUUCCAGCUCAGAUGAAAUCAGUCCCCUUGGAAGCAAUGAGCUAGAUGUUGAUAAUAAUAAAGGCACCACUGACUCUGUAUCACCUGCAGACAGAAGAGUACCACCUUUGGGAGAACAUCAGGUACCUCUUGUCCACCACACCCCUCCAAAACGUGGAUAUGUACGUUAUCCACAGUCAAAUUUUAGGUCAUUUCUGAAUAAAACCAACUUAAAUUUGAGAGUUCCUCACCGCUCCCCACCUCGAUUUGUCCCUAUCCCUAAAAGGGAGACAGAGACCAGUGAAUUAUCAUCUUCACUAUUUUCAUCUGCUUCCAAGGAAUCAUCCUCAGAUGAGGUAAAUGCACCAGUGAAGGAUACAAGUGGAGGCAAAGGUGGUAAAAUGACACCUGCAUCCUCUGUAGUUGAACAAAACCACAAGAGACAGACAGAAAGAGGACAAAUUCCAUUUCAUUGGCCUCCUCCUAAGGGAGGACACUUGCGUCGGCCCUUUUUAAAGAACCAGACUCGCUUAAAUUUGAGGCCCUUGAGUCGCCCUUCUCAACCUUUAAAUCCUGAAGCAGAGAAUGAGAAACAGUCUGAGUUUACCACUCCAUUUCCAGCCACGUCAGCUCCUUCUCUUUCCAAAGACUCCUAUCCAUCUAAUACAGGGCCAGUAAAAGAUGGGACUGAAGAUGGAAUUGAGACAAGAAUGUCCACAACAAGUUUGUCCACUGAGUCUAAUCAAACUGCCAGAGUUAAUGGAGUGCCUUCUUCACAUCGCCCAGAUCUUAAAGUUGGUUUCUUCCGUCGGACACAACCAUACGGUGGUUCCUUUCAAAAUAGAACACGCACAAAUCAGAGACCGCCUCAGUAUACAAAGAGAGGUCCUGUACACAAGCCUUUGCCGACCAGAAAGCUAAAUACAGGCACCACCAUUACUGCUGUAGGUCAAACUAGCCAGCUGGGACAAGAUAGCACCCCAGAAAACCAAUCAGGAGAGCAGGAUAUCCACAGGCUCAACCAAGGAGGCCAAAAUAGACAAUCAGGAGGAAAAGAGGCUUCAGAGGUAACUCCAAAUGACCAGAUAGAUACUACUGUCAGACCACAGACUAAAGAGUUAAGAAACAGAGGCAAUACUUUGAUCGAAACAGAAGAAACUGGCACUGCCGAUUUUGACAUUCAUGAAGACAGCGUUGAUCCUGGCAAAAGUACUGGGACUCCGAUUCGAGGUAGACCAACCUUCAAACAAACUCCCUUGCAUUCAAGACCCUCAAGACCAGUCGUACUUCCAAAGAGACCACCGCCAACAAGAACUUUUAAAAGAAAACAUCACAACACCCAGGUGAGACAGUACAUCAGUGGGAGCCAAAAAGAAGAAGAUCCAAAAACAAGUAACACUGAAAAGACAGCAAGUGUUGCAUCAGAUGUUUCUCUCUCUGGAAUCACAAGAGAACCUCUGGACUUUGUGGGUGUGACAAACCAGACCUCUGAUGGAUUUACACUCAUAUGGGACUCACCAGAAGGGAAGUACAAAAACUUUGUUGUGACUAGGACAGAAAAAAUUGAAGGGCCAAAGCAGAUGGGAAGAAAAGAAGAAGUGGAAGAAGACUCUGAUAAAGAUGGUGGCAGUGAAACGGGUAAAGAGAAGCACCACCCCAACAAAGAACCUGAAUCAGAAAAUGGAGGUACUGACAACGAUAACAGAAUCACUGAAGGUUCCAUCUCUCAAGUUCCAAAGAUCCAAAGCAGUUCAACAACCAAACUGACAGAAAAUGACAAAACCUUCAAGAAAGUGCUUCAUGGUUCAGCUCGCUCCUUCCAGUUUGAGGAUCUGCCUCCAAAGACUGAAUACACCUUGACCUUGCUUGGAAAGGGUCCUGGCCUUCUGUCCAGACUGCACAAGCUUGUCAUCAGUACAGGCCCAGAGCCUCCAACCAACAUCGUCUUCAGUAAAGUGACAGAAAGCUCUCUGACGGUGUCGUGGACCAAACCAAAGAGUCCCGUCAGCGGUUUCAAAGUUACAUACACCCACACAGACGAUGGUGAGCCGGUGUCAGUGACCAUGGACUCGGAGGACUCUAACCUUAGCCUGUCGCAGCUCUCACCUGGUUCUUCCUACGAGGUCACCGUCAUCUCCACCCUUGGCCUGGACGAGAGCGACCCGAUCAAAGACUUUGUCAUGACACUUCCUGACCCUCCUACAAACCUUCAGGCUGUAAAUGUCACCGACAGCAAGGCUUUGCUAUUGUGGCGUCCAGCGUUGGCUGCUGUUGAUAAGUACGCUAUCGUCUACGGCUCGGGUACAGAUUCAGAGUUGAGGGUCACAGUGUCGGGAAACGCAGCCGAGCAGCAGCUGAGCGGUCUGGAAGGAUCCACCACCUACACCGUCACCAUCACCAGCCAGCUGGGCAGCCUGCAGAGCUCAGCAGCCACCACCAGCUUCACCACCACCGGAGGCUCUGGGAGGGAUGGCAAUGGGCCGCAGGACCUCCAGGCCAACAACGUCACGCCUCGCACCGCCAUGUUGUCCUGGAAGCCACCGCCAAAGCCUGUUGCUAGAUACAGACUGACCUAUCAGACUGAAGGUCAAGAAAUGAAGGAAGUAAUUGUGGAUGCCACGGUAACACAUUUCAACCUGAGAAGACUCCAUCCUGGAUCCAAGUACGUGGUGCAGCUACAGGCAGAAAGAGAAGGAAGAUACACGUCCGCCAUCGCAACUGAGUUCACCACCGGCACCCUGCGGUUCCCCUUCCCCACCGACUGCUCUCAGGAGCUGCUGAACGGCAUCUAUACAUCAGGCGAGGUGGAGAUUUUCCCUCAGGGGAAACUUGGGGCACCGAUGUUGGUUUACUGUGACAUGGAGACAGACGGCGGUGGCUGGACGGUCUUCCAGAGAAGGAAGGAUGGCUCGGUGGAUUUCUUCAGGGGCUGGAAGGAGUACACCAAAGGGUUCGGAGAUGUGAACGGAGAGUUCUGGCUCGGCCUUGAGAGUCUCCACAACCUGACAACUAUGACCAAGAUGAGUUUGCGUGUCGACCUUCGAGACCGAGAUGAGUCGGUGUUCGCUCAGUAUUCGACAUUCGAGGUGGCCAAGAGGAACUACAAACUGACUGUGGGCGGAUACACCGGCACUGCAGGUGAUUCCCUAACUUAUCACAACAACCGGAUCUUCUCCACCAAAGACCGGGACCCGGCGACCUUCAUCACCCGCUGUGCAAUGUCUUAUCGAGGAGGCUGGUGGUACAAAAACUGCCACGAAGCAAACCUCAACGGCCUCUAUGGCAUCGAUGUCAAACACCAGGGUGUGAUCUGGACGUCCUGGAAAGGAAAAGAGGUUUCCAUCCCGUUCACUGAGAUGAAAAUGAGACCGACAGCCUUCAGUCCUCCAGCCAGAGGAUGAACGUGAGCGAGAUGAUGAUGAUGAUGAAGAUAAUGAAGAUGAUGAUGAACUGUUAAACACACACAAACAGCAGUGUGUCAGCGCGCAAACACACACACACACACAAACACACACAGAGCAGACUGAACAUACACAUUUAAACAGGGAGACUUGCUCUCACUUGAGAAGAGAUGAAGUCAUAUUUUUUCAUUUGUAUAGAGCUCAGUUAUCGGUAUGUUACUGUAAGUUGUACAGCUCCUUAUUUUCAUUUUAAAGCAGCAUUUUAAAGUGGCGCAGCUCCAACUUCCUCUAUAUUCAAACACUCAGUUCACACAAAUUGCAGCACCACUGGCUGCACAGACACUUCAGUUUUCAUUUGGGAGAUCUGAAAUCUCCAUCUAGAGGAUGGAAAACCUACUUAACCCAUGUAUAGAUUAAUUUUUGAGAAGGAUUGACCCGAUCUGAGGGGGACCUGAGCACAGCCAGACCUUAGUUCUGAGCAGAGAUCACCAGCACUAGCAGCUGGAUGAUGAUCUCUGAGUUUGUCUGAUUAAAUAACAAGCAGCUGUUUAACCUUCCGAACCCUGAAAACUACCAGUGGGUUUGAAAGAUUUGUUGUCUUUUUAAAAACAAUGCCAAGAUUCCACCAUUUAUCAGCCAGAAACUCUAACAACGAAGAGCACUGUUGAACUAGGGCCACAAACUACUCAUCUGCGAUGUGCUAUUCUGCCAGAAAACUUUAAAAUGAUCAGAAUCUAAGAUUAAAAUCAUGAUAUUUCUUCAAUAUCACUGUGUUCUACGUGUCUCUUAAAAAAUGUGCCAAAAAUACAGAAAUUUGGCUGAACUGCAGGCUGUAACUACACAAAGCAGCGAGAAGACAAGUGUGGAAACAAACUGAAAAUGUAAGCAGUAGACUAUCUGUAGUAUGUAGAUUCAUUGUUUCUUUCCAGUAUGGGUAUCACCUGUGGGCACUUGGAAGAAUGUUGUAAGUGUUGAUUCCAGGGGUUGGUUUUUUUUUUUCAAUUUUUGUCAAAUAAACAAGAAAUGAGAAAAGAAAUUAAAGUUCUUUUUUCUUUUUUAUGAUUUAUGUCAUAACAUUUUUAUGUUGCACAGAAGACAUUUCUUAAUUCUCUCUACUUCUAUUCAUGGUUGUGUUGUUUCCAUAGAAGUACAGGACUUUAUAUUGGAGUGAAAAGUGAGUCCACAGUGAAGGAAAAUGUGUCAGGAGCUAGAAACACUCAGAAAUUGCUUGUCCAGGUGGGUUAGUGACACACAGGCUCUUUUAGACUGAAUGGAAUCUUGACCCGGUCGAAUUGGGGUGAUUAAUCCUGACACGAUUAUCUAUUAAUCAAUUUAAAAUCGAAAUCACUAUUUGAAACAAUGCGAUGAGCAAAGUGGCUGCAAUUUACAAUAUGAAUGAUGCAGUAUGUCUGACCCAGAAAUUAAACUGUUUCGUCAGUGAUUUUACCAAUUUUUGAAGGUAUGUUAUUGUGGUAAUACUCCAUCACAUGUUUAAUAUCUAUUACACACAGAACCUUACAUGUAAAAAGUUGUAUCACAAAUCAAAUGCCAACAAUAUCAGUCAGGAAAAUCGCUCUUGGAUCAUUUUUCCAAAUCGUUCAGCAAUGUGUCCAAUCCUUGAAGACCUCCUGCUUCCAUUGCAAUAAAAGGCUGGACCUCUU